AUGAAUCUUCUAAUUGAACAACGUCCAACAACAAUAACGUCAAAAAUACAACAAAAACAGCAACAACAAUUAUCAAAUUCAAAUGAUGUUAAUAAUAAUUUAUCAUCAUCACCGCUUAUUCUUAAAAUAAAACGUCAAACGACUAAACAAGAAACUAAUCUUAGUUCAAGUUCGUUAUCAAUGGCUAACGACGAUAAUAAUAAUAAUUCACGUUUAACAACAACAACAACAACAACAACACAUAAUCAACGUUUAAAACGUCCUUUUACAAAUCAAACAACACGUCGAUCAUCGUCACCUGCAUUUAAUAGUAAACAACAAGCAACAAAACGUUCUGUCACAAUUGAUAAUAAUAAUAAUGAUUUAAAUCCAAAUAUUGAUGAUUUAUCAACAAAAAAACGAUUUAAACAAGAUGAUUUAAAUCAAUCAUCAACAACUAAAGUGGAUGCUAGUGUUGAAACAGUCUCUAUUGGUUUGGCUACUGAGCCUGAUCAACUUGGUCCCUGUGAGCCCGGUACCAGCGUUGUUUUAGAAGGCAUCGUUUGGAAUGAAACUGACAAUGGUGUACUCGUUGUGAAUGUAACAUGGCGAGGAAAAACUUACGUAGGCACAUUAUUAGAUUCAACUAAACAAGAUUGGGCUUGUCCGAGAUUAACAUGUGAAUCACCGACUAGCGAUUAUGAUGUUCGUAAUAAUAGUAAAACGAGUCGUACAAAACGUUCGAAUGUCGGUGGAAAUAAUCGAUGUUCAAAUUAUCAAUCAUCAUUUCAACAAUUAUCAUCAACUACAUUUAACUCGGGAUGUGACGAUCGUAAACUACGUAAUAAUAUUAAAUCUCGACAAUCAAAACGAAUGCAAUUAAAUACAAUUGAUGAAAUAACAACAAAUCAUUCAUCACCAUUAACAUCACCAUUUCGAACAAAUACAACAUUUUUUUCAUCAAAUAAUAAUGAAAUACAAUUAAUAUCAUGUCCGGAAUCACAAUGUCAUAAACAAUUUGUAUCAAAUAUUGCAUUACAAUAUCAUUUAAGUAAUUCACAUAAAAAAAUUGAUUCAACAUCAACAAUAUCUAUACAACAAGCAAAUACACGUGAUGAAGAAGAUGUUGCACAUAUUCUUGCUAAUGUUGCUGAUUAUGUUCGACGACCAUCACCACAUUCAUCACCUGAACAUCAACGUCAAACAACAUUAACAUGGCCAUGUCCACAAAUUUCAUCAAAUCUUGUUCGAUCAUCACCAUUAAAUAAUAAUGAACAAAUAUCUAUUCAUUUAUCAACUAAUCCAACUAGACGUAUUCUUAAUAAUAAUGAAACAAAUAUAGAUCAAGAUGAAAUUAAAUCUACAGUAAAAUCAACUGAUCAUUUUCUAUUACAUAUGCAAGAUGAAUCAUCUAUAUCAACUUCGACUUCAUCAUGGACAAACUCAAAAGUUGAUCAAACUCAUAAUAAUAAAAAAUCUGUAAAAAUUCCUACACCACCACCAUCAUCAUCAUCAUCAUUUGUUCCAAUUAAUUUAACUCCAACUAUUCAAUCUCUACCAACAUCAUCAUCAUCACCAGCUUAUUCUGAUAUAUCAGAUGAAGAUUCAACAACAAUAACAAAUGGAAAUGAACAAAAUACACCAUCAACAAUUAAUUUAUUAACAGCAACUAAUGGAAAAUUUGAUGAAAAUGAACAAACAUUAAUUCCUAAUUCAACAUGGACAACACAAAUGCUUCUACAACAAUAUGGUUCUUAUAUGCAACAACAAGCAUUUGUUGAUAAAGAAUUAACAUUGAAUCGUUUGAACAGUAAAAUUAAUUCAAAUAGUACCAGUGAUUCAACUGUAAAAAAUAUUCUUGAUUCACGUCGUUUAUCAACAACAAAAUCAUCUCCUUCAUCAACAACAACAACAACAACAACACCAAUCAUAACAAAUGAUUCAAAUUCAUUAUCAAAUGAUUAUCAAAAAAAUUUAUAUCAUUAUCAUACAAAUGGUAUAUCUAAUGAUUCAAAAUUAUCAUCAACAAUAGUUAAUUCUUUAACAUCACCUAAUGAAAAUUUAUUAAAUUUAUCAACAACAAAUCCAUUAGAUUAUUCAUUACAUAAUACAUCUUCAUCUUCAAUACAUCCGUCUCGGUGA
Molecule: messenger RNA, 2121 nt
Organism: Rotaria sp. Silwood2
Lineage: Eukaryota; Metazoa; Rotifera; Eurotatoria; Philodinida; Philodinidae
Source: the annotation of a GenBank genome assembly